AUGGGGCGUUUAAAGACCUUUCCCCACAACACGCCCCAGCACACGCCGCAGAAGCCUGGGGCUAAGACAAUCACCAAGGACACACCCCGUAAACCAAAGCGUAUUGCAGCAGCCGAAGCAAAGACGACCAAGAUCCGCUAUGAUAUCGCAGGGGCUAUGAACAAAGAAACCUUCGUUUGCGACGUCGAGAUUUUCAUAGAUCACUACCUCCCCAAGGUUGAAGACAAGGUACUAUCGCAUGUACUUUCGGAUAUGAUCAAGAAGGAGGUCCUCGUAGCUCGAGAGGAAACGACGGCAUCAUCUGGAAAUCCGAGAGCCAAAUCCAAAGCCAAAUCCAAAGCGAAGUCGAAAGCCAAAUCCAAAGCAAAGUCUAAGGCGAAAUCGGCACCUGGAACGCCAUACGAUUAUACUUUGAAGGACUUUAAACCUCCCUGCGCGGGCGGAAAGAGUAAAGACCACGAGAAAGAUGUCUUCGCACCGCUGACCUCGAUCUGUGAGGCCAUUUGUGAGGCUCUCCGCAACGUGGAUGGUGUCGCGUUAAAUGGAUACUCCGUCCGCAUGUGUGGCGCAAACAAGAUGGACUCGGAAACCAUUGGUUGCGACCAGAAGAUCGAUGCCUGUAUGACGAAGAACAUGAACGAGAAACUGCGCAUCACCGACGUAAUGGUCGCUUUCGAAUUCAAGACAACCCGCACGGGUAUUAUGGUUAUGACGAAUCGGGCGCAGAUGGUUUCGCAUUCCAACCACGCCAUGAACGAGGACGCACGCCGCAAAUUUACGCUCGGAAUCACUAUCGAGGAUGGAGGGUUCUCUCUUUGGUACUUCUCUCGCUCUCACUCGGCAAAGUCGCGGGCGUUUAAUAUGGUCGAGCAGCCAGAUUUGUUCGUUAAAAUCAUGAUUGCCCUAUUCUGUGCUACCGACGAGCAGUUGGGUAUCGAUCCCCUUGUGGAGGUACUGGGCGACGGUAGCUUCGUCUACAAGUUCCCUGCGGAUGGAGACAACGACAAAGACACGUUUUAUCGAACCCAAAGCAACAUUUUCCAAAGCCGCCCUCUCACGCUUACUGGCCGUUGCACUCGUGUUUGGAAGGUUCAGCAAGUUGAUCCCGACAAAGGUUAUGCCCAGGUCGAAGGAACAAAGGACAUGAUUUUGAAAGAUGUCUCUUUGGACGCCGACGCACGUACUGAGGGAGAAAUACAGAAGGAUAUGUUUGCCGACAUCAAGGAACUUGGUACCGAUUCGAGCAAGCCCUGGCAAACGCGCCCAAUUGCAAAAGACUUCGACGACGAAGAGAGGGCAUCUCUUGCAGAGCUAUUAGGGGACGGUGAAAGGUUCAAGGAGCUUUUCGCCUGUAUUGUGAGAUCCUCUGCCAGCGAACCUACCCUCCCUGUGGCUCCCACAGUCUGGGCCGAUCCAACUCUUUUCCCUGCCUCGGACAAAGAUGAGCAUUUGGUCGACUACUACAAGACAAAUCGACCGGGUCCCAGGUAUCGAAUACCUUCGAAACCCAAUGCUCCAGCCGGCCGAUCAGCGGGUCCUUGUCGAGACAACUUUCCUCCAAAGAAGCAGUUUCGUCAUGUUUGUCCGGACGUCUACACUCCACUCUCCGAGAUUCCUAUUCUCGGUCAAGCGAUUGACAUUCUGAAGCAAUGCGUUUUGGCUCUUCAAGUGAUGUUUUGCGCGGGAUGGGUACAUCGCGAUGUCAGCCCCGGCAAUAUUCUGGCCUUUUGGGAUGAGUCGAAGCAGAAGUGGCAGGUCAAGCUAUCCGACCUUGAGUACGCGAAGAAGUUCCCGAAUGACAAGCCUGACUCUUCAAGUGCUAUAGCUAAGACGGGAACUAUAUUUUUCAUGGCGGUGGAGAUGCAGGGCCAAUACAAUAUUCUUCCUCCCGAAGCUCAGUCAAGCUCCACUAAUGUCGACGAGCAUUUGGCAAGCGCUUCCGCACUACGGAAACCGGUCAUACACAAUUAUCAACACGAUCUCGAAUCGAUCUGGUGGAUUUUGCUAUGGCUGGCUAUCGCGAGAGUAAAGUGGUUCAUCGCGCCCUGCUUUGUUGAAAACCCGUUUGAUACCAAAGGGGAAAUUCCAGACGCCGGGUCACGAGAGCACAUCCUGCUAACGAACAUUGCUGCCAGUGAUGAAUUGUCCCCUCUCUUUCCUCCACAACUCUCGCGCUCGUUCCUGGUUGCCCUCAACAUACUUCGACGAGAGCUGUACACUGCCUAUCGGGACCGGAACAUGCAAGGCAAACAGGACCUUGCAGAGUCCUACUCAUUCAUCAUCAGCAAGCCUUUCCAGGUCUUUUUCAGCAUUCUUGAAGAGUCUCAGGAUCCAUGGAGGUCAGUGGAACUGAAGAUCGGUUGGGAGAUACAAGAAGAAGGGAACACAGAGAAUGGAUCUAAGAAGAGAAAGGCGGAGGAUAUUGAUAAUGAAGUGGACGACACAAACCAACCAAAGGCCAAGGUUCAGAGCAAGACCAAGGGAAAAGCAAAGUCCAAAUCGAAUACUAGAAGGUCGAAUGCAGUGCCGAGGACCACCGGGGUGAGGACUAGAUCCAUGACGAAGGCCAUCGAGGGCCAGCCGGAAGAAUCAAGGUCAUUCAAGAGGGCCCGCUAUUAG
Coprinopsis cinerea okayama7#130 is the source of this 2619-nucleotide messenger RNA. RefSeq names its product other/FunK1 protein kinase. The transcript is spliced from 7 exons. The coding region runs from base 1 to 2619 and encodes 872 amino acids. The record is from RefSeq and is a predicted model, not a curated record. NCBI's taxonomy places the organism in Eukaryota, Fungi, Basidiomycota, Agaricomycetes, Agaricales, Psathyrellaceae.